Dufourea novaeangliae is the source of this 2184-nucleotide messenger RNA. RefSeq lists its product as uncharacterized. NCBI's taxonomy places the organism in Eukaryota, Metazoa, Arthropoda, Insecta, Hymenoptera, Halictidae. The record is from RefSeq and is a predicted model, not a curated record. The transcript has 12 exons. Gene Ontology annotation, molecular function: calcium ion binding. Bases 1 to 2184 code for a protein of 727 amino acids.
AUGCCCGAACAGAAGAUUUUGAGGCUACAGGAUGUCUGGCGUACUUGUAAUAAAAUACGGGCAGCUAUGUUCCGCGUGGGCUUUAACCUAUGGGAUUAUUAUAAACCCUUAGAUCCCGAUUCUAAUUGUUUAAUUUCAGAGUCGAAGUUUAUUUCCAUAUUGGCUGGUCCACUGAAAGAUAAAAUUGGUUUAUCGGACCAAGAAAUUUGUGAUUUGGCUGAUUACUUUCGUGUUCAAGAUGGUCGAAUACUUUACACACAGUUUUGCACAAUUAUUCAUGACAAUGUACCUGAUUUCGAUAAAAAUGCACCACUAGUAACCGGUUUAGAAUGGGAAGAUCCAGAACACGUGAAUCGAUUAAGUGCAUCUGAGUACCGAAGAUUAUGUCUUAUCAUUACUCAAAUCGCUGUUCUCGUAAAUAAAAGGCGAUUGGUUUUAAGACCAUAUUUUCAAGACUACGAGUUGAUUGCGAAGAACGCCGGUACAGUAACGUUCACCCAUUUUGGACGAGUUUUGAACUUUCUAGGCAUUGUCCUCGCAUCAAACGAAUUUUCUUUACUUAUAAAACGAUUUAUGAAACAUGCCUAUACCAUUAACUACGUAGCCUUCUUGCAAGCGGUUGACGAAGCUCAAUCUUAUCUGGACCAGCAUGGAAUGUUGUCCCUUGGCGGAGAAAUACUGGAUCAGUUCCCUGGUCGAAUAAUAACAGCAGAGCUACCGAAACUACCGCGACCGGAAAUAGGUAAAUUGAUACCCAGUAAAGUGUUUGGGAAGCAAAUAGUGUUCCAUCCAGUGAUGAAGGAAACCAAAGAUACCAUGCCUUUAAUGGAAGUUAUUCAACGUGUUCAGAGACAUAUUUUCGAGAAUAGGAUCCGUAUUUCUGAAUUUUACAAGAGAUUUGAUCCCCUGAAUGUUGGAAAAGUGACGAUUGCGCAAUUUAAAAGAGGGUUAGAUGGUCUUCAGAUUUCCACCUUGGGACGUUUGUAUCUUGCAAAACCGGAGAUUGACGUUCUGGUUACGUUUUAUAAAGAUCCAAACGAUCCGGAUCGAGUGUGCUGGCGUACAUUUGCAGAUGAUAUCGAUCAAGUAUUUACUGUCAAGGAACUUGAAAAACUGCCAAAUUUGAGAAUUGAUUCGCCGCCAACAGAAAUAGCAAAGUUGAGAAGGAGAGGAGCGCCAAAUUGGCAAUGUGAGACAAAAAAUAUAAGAGAUCUUUGUGAAGAUGCAUUACAAAAAGUCCGACAUCGUGUCAAUGAACGAAGAAUUUGGAUAAAGCAGUUUUUUAAAGAUUAUGACAGAAAUAACAAAGGUCACGUGUCACGGUCCCAGUUACGUCAAGUUUUUACCACCGCGACAGUUUUGCUUUCCCAAGAAGAAGAAUAUGCAUUGGAACAAAGAUAUAUCGACGAUUUAGGCUUCAAUUACAUCUGGUUUUUAAAAGAGUUAGAAUCGAAACCAGUUGAGUCACCGCUUUAUGAUUCUGUGUUGGAGGAAAAGAAGAAAAUCAAUUCUGAAAAACCGGCUUCGAAAGCUGAUAUGAAUGAAACAAACAUCGUAUUAAUUUUAGCUAAAAUUAAGGCCAAGGUUGUACGAGGAAGAGUAAAAGUAAUCGAGUUCAUGCGUCAAUAUGAUCUUCAUAAAGAGUUUGUUAUAAAAAAGACUGAAUUUUUACGAGGUCUCGAUCAACUCCGUUGUAAUUUAACUUGUACAGAAAUGGCGACUCUGAUAAAUGUUUUUCGAUCACCUUUCAGACCAGAUUACGUGGAUUACGUAAAGUUUGGAGAUGCUGUUGAGGAAGCUGUUGCCACUGGAGGUCUAGAACGAGAACCACUGUUAACGCCAGUGCAGCAUGUCCCCCCGGAAGCUUCUCCUAAAACAUUCUUGAAUUUCGAUGAGAGACGUAUGGUUACGAUAGCAAUGGACAAGUUGUCCACGAUACAACAGCCGAACCUCGAAGAGCUAUUCCAGGAUUACGACAGAGAAAAUAUCGGUACUGUCUCAAAAGAGUGCUUGAUCAAAGCACUUUCCGUCAGACGUAUGCUACAAUUAAUUAGUAUCAGAGAACUUGACACUGUGCACAAAUGUUUCUCCAUUGAAAGAGGUGGUCGGUUGGAAAUCGAUUAUCGGGCACUUUUACGAGCCUUGUAUCUCAUGCGGGAAAACAAGAAGCAUGUUCCCUUCUAA